Xenopus tropicalis (tropical clawed frog) is the source of this 4954-nucleotide messenger RNA. RefSeq names its product serine/threonine-protein kinase N1. The transcript has 13 exons. Bases 426 to 2123 code for a protein of 565 amino acids. Gene Ontology annotation, molecular function: nucleotide binding; protein kinase activity; ATP binding. NCBI's taxonomy places the organism in Eukaryota, Metazoa, Chordata, Amphibia, Anura, Pipidae. The record is from RefSeq and is a predicted model, not a curated record.
UUAUUAUUUUUAUUACUAUAUAGCGUCAUUGUUUCCCGUAGCGCUGUUAGCUACUAAUCACUUCACAUUGUUACUGGAUUUUACUAAUCAGCAAACGAGACCCAAUUUUAUUACCCAUAAGUGCAUAACUCUAGCCAGUAAUUUAUAAUAGAUAUAAUAAGGAACACUUGGGAUAUAGGAUUCACUCACUUAUUGGAUUUAUAUCACAGUUUGUAUCAGUAUUAGAAUAACAGAAACUAAACACAGGGGAACAAAACAAAUUCUAUAAGUUACAUUGGGGUACAAUGGGGAGAACUGAAUUCAACUUUUCUAGGCAAUUGGUUCUAAUGUUUAUUAUCAACACCAACAAUGUUGUAGUUUUGCCUUUUGUCUUCCUGUAACGUGAUUGGUUAAACUAUUUCUUUUCUAAUUUAGGAAUCAGAACAAUGUUUUCGAAAAUUCAAAAAAGAUUCAUGAACAUCUUUAGGUUCAAGAACGUGGCUUCAACUUGCACCAAUAUUAAAGCUGCAGGUGAAGAAUUCAAGCCACUGAAAGGAAAUGAGCUUCUAAAGGAGAAAAUAAGAGUUCGACAAAACGAAAUUGACGAACUAGCAACGACAGAAACAACUAAUCGUAAACUGAGAAAUGUGCUUCUCAGGGAAACGAUAAAAAAUCAAGAUAAAGAAACUCAGGAGCAAUUACAGAGACAAACAGAACAGAGAUCGAAAGAGAAAGAGCGAUGGAUGUCUCUAGAAAAAGAAGCUCAGGAGGAAAAUAAGAGAGAAAUGAUUAAGCACAAAGAGAGAAAUAUGCUGCUUAAUGAACAACUAAAAGCUCUCCAUAAAGAAACGGAAGUGCAGAUCCAGAGGCAGACAGAACAGAGACGGAAAGAGAAGGAAAGACUGAUAGCUCUGGAGAAAUCAGCUCUGGAGGAAAAUACCAGAGAAAUUAUGAAGCACAAACAAAGGAAUCUGCUUCUUAGUAAAAGCAUGGAAACGGAAAAACAGAAGAAGCUAAAGAAGAUAGAAGAGGAAAGAAGAAUGAAAAAGAAAGCUCGGAAAAAGAUGGCGUCGCCUUACUGUCAGGUUGUUGAAAAACUUGACCUAGCCCUGAAUAUGAAGGAGGUGGACAGCAGGAUGGUGGAAAAGGAGCCACCAUGUAUAGAAGAUUUCCAGCUCCAAUCAUUCCUUGGCGAGGGCUCAUUCGGAAAAGUCUAUAAGGCGCAACACAGAGAGACUGGAAAACUCAUUGCCCUUAAGACUUUAGUGUUGCAUGAAAUGAAUGACAACUAUGUAUUUAAAUGUGUUGCCCUAGAGCAGCGCAUCCUCCGUCUGGGCAGCGAGAGGCAAUGUCUUUUCCUUUCCAGCUUAGUCUGCUCCUUCCAGACUGAGCACUACAUGUGCCUUGGGAUGGAUUAUGCAGAAGGAGGAAAUUUAGAGUCGUACCUGACUGAAGGAGCAUUACCGCUUGAAAGAGUUAGAUUCUAUUCGGCUUGCAUAGUCCUGGGCCUGCAGUUUUUACAUGAGCAUAAUAUCGCUCAUAGAGAUGUAAAACCGGAAAACGUGUUACUGUACGGCGACGGCUAUGCGAAACUCGCAGACUUUGGGCUCUGUCAAGAAGGAAUGGCCUAUGACAGCAUAAACAUGGACAUAUGUGGCACUCUCCCCUUCAUGGCCCCAGAAUUACUCAGGGGCCAUUACUCAAGAUCUGUAGACUGGUGGGCACUGGGAGUGACCAUGUAUAUCCUGCUCACUGGAAAUGAUCCAUUUAGUGGAGCAAAUGCAGAGGAAUUACUUGGAAAUAUAAUAACUGAAGUACCAGAUUUUUCUAUUGAUGUCACUGAGGAUACUAUGUUGAUAAUACUAAAUCUCUUAGAGGAAAAUCCAGGGUAUCGUCUCGGCUCAGGAGAAAAUGGAGCAGAGGAUGUGAAGAACAGUCCUUUCUUUCAGGAAUUAGACUGGGAGGCUCUGGAGAAAAAACAAAUCCAGGCUCCAUUUAUUCCUGAAAAUAGGACAACUGAACAGCGUGAAGGAAGCCUUGAAUUAAAUCCAGUUGUUGAUUCAAAACCACUACAGAAAAAAGUCCAGUGGGGCGUAGAAGAGCUGUUUUAUGCUAGGAGUUCAUCAUCAGGCUUGGAAACAUAAAUAUUUUUAUAUAUCUUUAUAUUUUAUAGAUUUAUAUAAAGGAUAUGUAUAAGUAGAUAUAUAUUAUAAUUAUAUUAUAGUUUAAAGGAAAAACCGGUAAGCAACCACUGGAACAGCUACAGAAACACUGGCUGGCUUGUGUGGAACAUGACCUUCAACGGGAUGGGAUGGGAUGGAUGGAGGUCGUGCCUCACACAACACCGUGAUAGAAUUACUCAGGGGCCAUUACUCAAGAUCUGUAGACUGGUGGGCACUGGGAGUGACCAUGUAUAACCUGCUCACUGGAGAUGUAAGUAUCCAUUUAGAGAAUAAACUAGGCAAUCACUGGCUCCACAAAUCCAAUUUUUUAACUACAUUUUCUCUGCUCGAGUAAAAUGGGAGGCAGAGAAAAGGCCGAUCUUCUGACCGGAAUUCUGCCUGAGCAGAAGUCAAAGGUUCAGCCUUUUUCUCAGCCUGUGUUUCUACCCAGGACGAAAAAUGCCCCAUGUACCACAGGCCUUAGGGUGAUAAUGAUCCUCUCAAAGUAUUUUAGAGACUUUAUUUAAUGUUACCAUUUAACGUAAAGGUUCAUAAAAACCUAGAAAUGGGUCAUUAUCACGCUCAUAACAUGGGGAACCUUGGCAUAUUUGUAUUUACAAUAGGUUUCAAGCAAAUAUCUUCUUGGCUUCUAUAGAAAUUGGACAUUAUUAGUUUUAUCUCUCUUAAAUCACUCAACUUGUGUUUUUUUUUUCAAUAUCCAUUUAGUGGAGCAAAUGCACAGGAAUUACUUGGAAAUAUAAUAACUGAAGUUCCAGAUUUUUCUAUUGAUGUCACUGAGGAUACUAUGUUGAUAAUACUAAAUGUAAGUUCCAAGCUCGAUAUUGUAAUUUCCGCAUGUUGUUAUCUGUAUGGGAAGAGUUCUGCACAGAAGUGAAACCUUUCCAUUAUUACUUACCCCACACUUAUAUUAGUCCUUCCUCUUAUUCUUUAAAAAGUAAAGUACCCACUCGGGCUUCACAAAAUUAUAAGUGUCCCUUUGUCAAUAUUGUAUUGGGUUGAACUGUAAGCUUCUUUUUGUCUGACAACAAUGUGUUUUGCAGCUCUUAGAGGAAAAUCCAGGGUAUCGUCUCGGCUCAGGAGAAAAUGGAGCAGAGGAUGUGAAGAACAGUCCUUUCUUUCAGGGAUUAGACUGGGAGGCUCUGGAGAAAAAACAAAUCCAGGCUCCAUUUAUUCCUGAAAAUAGGACAACUGAACAGCCUGAAGGAAGCCUUGAAUUAAAUCCAGUUGUUGAUUCAAAACCACUACAGAAAAAAGUCCAGUGGGGCCUAGAAGAGCUGUUUUAUGCUAGGAGUUCAUCAUCAGGCUUGGAAACAUAAAUAUUUUUAUAUAUCUUUAUAUUUUAUAGAUUUAUAUAAAGGAUCUGUAUAAGUAGAUAUAUAUUAUAAUUAUAUUAUAGUUUAAAGGAAAAACCGGUAAGCAACCACUGGAACAGCUACAGAAACACUGGCUGGCUUGUGUGGAACAUGACCUUCAACGGGAUGGGAUGGGAUGGAUGGAGGUCGUGCCUCACACAACACCGUGAUAGAAUUACUCAGGGGCCAUUACUCAAGAUCUGUAGACUGGUGGGCACUGGGAGUGACCAUGUAUAACCUGCUCACUGGAGAUGUAAUUAUCCAUUUAGAGAAUAAACUAGGCAAUCACUGGCUCCACAAAUCCAAUUUUUUAACUACAUUUUCUCUGCUCGAGUAAAAUUGGAGGCAGAGAAAAGGCCGAUCUUCUGACUGGGAAUUCUGCCUGAGCAGAAGUCAAAGGUUCAGCCUUUUUCUCAGCCUGUGUUUCUACCCAGGACGAAAAAUGCCCCAUGUACCACAGGCCUUAGGGUGAUAAUGAUCCUCUCAAAGUAUUUUAGAGACUUUAUUUAAUGUUACCAUUUAACGUAAAGGUUCAUAAAAACCUAGAAAUGGGUCAUUAUCACGCUCAUAACAUGGGGAACCUUGGCAUAUUUGUAUUUACAAUAGAUUUCAAGCAAAUAUCUUCUUGGCUUCUAUAGAAAUUGGACAUUAUUAGUUUUAUCUCUCCUAAAUCACUCAACUUGUGUUUUUUUUUUCAAUAUCCAUUUAGUGGAGCAAAUGCACAGGAAUUACUUGGAAAUAUAAUAACUGAAGUUCCAGAUUUUUCUAUUGAUGUCACUGAGGAUACUAUGUUGAUAAUACUAAAUGUAAGUUCCAAGCUCGAUAAUGUAAUUUCCGCAUGUUGUUAUCUGUAUGGGAAGAGUUCUGCACAGAAGUGAAAGCUUUCCAUUAUUACUUACCCCACACUUAUAUUAGUCCUUCCUCUUAUUCUUUAAAAAGUAAAGUACCCACUCGGGCUUCACAAAAUUAUAAGUGUCCCUUUGUCAAUAUUGUAUUGGGUUGAACUGUAAGCUUCUGUCUGUCUGACAACAAUGUGUUUUGCAGCUCUUAGAGGAAAAUCCAGGGUAUCGUCUCGGCUCAGGAGAAAAUGGAGCAGAGGAUGUGAAGUACAGUCCUUUCUUUCAGGUAUGUUGUUCUUGCAUCCUGCAAACCAGAUUCACUUAUUUUUGCUCAUACCUGCUAUAAGCUAAUGAUCGCAACAUGCGCUGAAUAGAUGAAUAAAGUACAUUUUAUUUCUUCUAGGAGGAGUGGAGCAGCCCGAGCCUCAGCUUGAGUUGUAUUGUCGCUAGGAGGAGUGGAGCAGCCGAGCCUCAGCUUGAGUUGUAUUGUCACUAGGAGGAGUGGAGCAGCCCGAGCCUCAGCUUGAGUUGUAAUACAUCUGUAAUACGUUAGUUAAGAGAAGACUGUAAAAGAUGAAAUAAAAAUAACCUUGUAAAUACA